CGCCGUCCCGAAAAUUAUAGCUAAAUCGAGAUUAUUUCCGUCGUCACAACAUCUCCAUAAUCCCCUCGCGCGCGCUCACGCACGUGCCGUACGCGGCCGCUGCAGGGCGCAGCUCAGUCACCGCUGGCUGCUGAAGGCAGGAGAGGACCAUCUCCAUCCUCCGCAGUCUCCUGCUCAUCCCGCCCGUCUCGCUGAGCCCAGAUCAGACUGACAGCGGCGGCUGCUUCCCAUCACUCCGAGAGCACAACAGCACGUGAAUGGCGACAGAAAGAGGCAGAGUUGUCACAGGGGGGCAGGAGUUGCUCCCUGCCUCCAGAGCUGUCGCUCACACCCCGUGCAGCACACACAUCCGGAGCCUCAGCCACUUCCAGUUCCAGCCUCCUCCGCCUCCACUGCCACCGCCACGCACCUCCCAGUGGCAGGCCACUCUGUCACACAGCAGGAGUCACAGUCACACACACUUUAUCGCUCCCUCACACAUGCAGUCGCAGAAGUACAGCUGCCGCCUCCCGCACAGCCUCUCAGCCAUGACCAAAGGGGACAGGGGAGUGCAGGGGCCUGGGGGCAAACUCAUCAAGUCCAGUGAGCCACUGUUCCACAAAACCUCUCCACAGAUCAACCUAAGCCAGAAGUUGUCCAUCUGCAGCAAACUAUGUUUCGCUAUCGGAGGUGCUCCCAAGGAGGUGGCUAGCAGCGCCACGGCCUUCUUCCUGCAAAUCUACUUGCUCGAUGUUGCUCAGAUCAGUGCCUUCCAGGCCUCCGUGGUACUGUUCACAGGUAAAGUCUGGGGCGCCGUGACAGAUCCUAUAAUCGGAUUCUUCAUGACAAAGAGCAAAUGGACCAAGAUUGGCCGACUCAUGCCCUGGAUGGUGGGUUGCACGCCCUUCCUGGUGGUGUCGUACUUCUACCUCUGGUUUGUUCCUCCGUUCAUCACUGGCAGGUUCAUCUGGUACCUGGGCUUCUACUGCCUCUACCAAACCCUCAUCACCUGUUUCCACGUGCCUUACUCUGCUCUCACCAUGUUCCUAAGCACGGACCAGAAGGAGAGAGACUCGGCCACCGCUUACCGAAUGACAAUGGAGGUGCUGGGGACACUUGUGGGCGCCGCCAUCCAGGGACAGAUCGUGGCCAGCGCUCAUACUCUGAAGCACUGCCCCACUCACAACAUGUCUGCUGGUUACCUUGGAAACAGCAGUGGGGCGGCAGAGAUAGUGAGGAGCCCGGUGCACUUGCAGGACUACCUGUCACAUGCUAAGGAGGUGUACAUGAUCGCCGCUGGUGCGAUAGGAGGAGUGUUCCUCGUCUGUACCGUGGUGAUGUUCCUGGGGGUCAAAGAAAGAGAUGAUCCCUACGCCCCCAAGUCGGACAAGCAGAUGCCUUUCUGUCAGGGCUUCAUCCUGGUGAUGAGACACGGGCCGUACCUGAUUCUGACUGCUGCAUUCAUCUUCAUCACAGCGGCCAUCCAGCUGACACAGACCAACCUAGUCCUCUUCUGCACCUACGCCGCCGACCUGAGGGAUCACUUCCAAAACAUCGUGCUGACCAUCCUCGUGUCUGCGGUGAUCAGCAUCCCGCUGUGGCAGUGGUUUCUGCAGAGAUUUGGGAAGAAGACAGCAGCUUUUUGUGGCAUCACAUGGAUGAUGCCGUUCACCAUGAUGCUGGUGUUCAUCCCUAACUUGGUGGUGGCGUACUUUGUGGCCGUCUCCUCUGGACUCAGUGUGGCUGCGUCACUGCUGUUGCCAUGGUCCAUGCUGCCAGAUGUGGUUGAUGACUUCAGACUGACCAACCCCUUCUGUAAAGGCCAUGAAGCCAUCUUCUACUCGUUCUACGUCUUCUUCACUAAAUUUGCUGCUGGUGUCUCUCUGGGAGUGUCCACCCUCUGUCUGCAGUUUGCAGGUUACAACAAUGGUGCCUGCAGGCAGCCUGCUCCCGUGGUGUACACCCUGAAGCUGCUGAUCGGCGUAGCGCCCGUAGCCUUCAUCGUCACUGGCUUGUUGAUCCUGCUCCUGUACCCCAUCAACGAAGAUGUACGGCUCAGGAACCGAGUCCAGCUGGAGGAGCUACGGAAACAGAGCGUCGGCUCCAGAACGAUGGACGGUUUGAGCAUCAUGUGAGCUGGACAUUUGGAGUGCGUUCACAAAGAAAAGCCACGGAUUCCAGCCGCUAGAGCUGGGAGGUUGUUCUUUGGUGUAUAUUACACUGUUUAAUACUGACAUUGUUUUAUUGUAAACAGGUUUGGUUUUAUUCUCACAUGUACUGUAUAGUCAUCUCAGCCGUAUACAAAUCAUAUAAAAGUGGGACUAAUUUAUAUAAAUGAAUGUAUAUUAUUUGCUGUGUUUGACUCAACACUGUUAUUUAUUUAUGAUACAUGAUUACAGAAAGAUUUAUGAAUAAAUGCCGUAGAGGCUGGGUGGAUAUGGA
Molecule: messenger RNA, 2421 nt
Organism: Nothobranchius furzeri (turquoise killifish)
Lineage: Eukaryota; Metazoa; Chordata; Actinopteri; Cyprinodontiformes; Nothobranchiidae
Gene: mfsd2b
Product: MFSD2 lysolipid transporter B, sphingolipid
Biological process (GO): carbohydrate transport
Cellular component (GO): plasma membrane
Molecular function (GO): symporter activity; sphingolipid intramembrane carrier activity
Source: RefSeq, a predicted model, not a curated record